CAUUCUGAAAUCUCAAAUCGUUAGUACUUACUCGUAUCAGUCGUAUGGUAGAAAUGGAUUUUUAUCAGUCUGCCUCACUCUGCCAUUACCAUUUUGAUUAUUUUGUUCUUCUUUUCGUAAAAUUAUAAUCUGAGAUAGUAUUGGCCAGACAUUUUAAUAACACUUUGAGUAGAUUUUGGUUUCUCUCGUUUCUCUCGAAGCCGUGGAAGCAGAUUUUGUUUGUUGUGCAGUGUGGUGGAUCUCGUGAUUCUCGUCCAAAGACCUGAUCUAUCAUUCCUUCGUAAUUUGCGUUAUUGGGGGCGCUGAAGACUGGCCGCUCCCGUUUCAUUCGACAGUUUGGCUCUUCCCACCAUGUCGCAGUUGUCAGCAUCCCCGUCUGCAUUAUCCCUCACCCAGAGUGACUGGGGCUGGCAGGGUCGUACCGCGGGCAUCGCCAAUCGCACUAAGCAUCUGCUGGCCAGCGGGGAACAUAGCGAUAUCCAGUUUGUCGUCGGGCGCUACCGUGGAACGAUCCAGACAUUCCGUGCACACAAGUUUGUGCUGCGCAUUGGCAGCCAGGUGUUUGAUCAGCUCUUCUACGGUGAACCACCAUCGCCGAGCCACACUAAUCUCGAAGUUCCUGACGCGACGCCCGAAGCCUUCCACAAUUUGCUGAGUUAUCUGUACACGGACAGCGUGGAGAAUCUGACUUCGCAGAAUGUCUUCGACACACUGUCCUGCGCGUCAAAAUACAAAAUCCAGCUGCUGUUUGAUCUGUGCUCGGAUUUCAUCAUCGCCAGCCUGAACAUGGACAACUGCUUGACAAUGCUGGAAAAAGCCGAGGAAUUGAACGCCCAGCGUGUGAUCGGAAAAUGUCUGGAAAUGUUGGAUGCCUCCAGCGGCGAGAUUCUGCAAUCGGACAGUUUUCUCACGGUCAAAAAGACGACAUUGGAGACCGUUCUGCAGCGUAGCACACUGACUGCGGAUGAAUACAGCGUCUACAAAGCCGCAGAACGCUGGGCGAAUCAUGCGUGCCAGAUGGAUAAAAUGGCUCCUUCGAGUCACAACCGGCGCCUUAAGUUGGGAACGGCCCUCUCUCUUAUCCGCUUUCCCUUGAUGACGGACGUUCAGCUGGCCGAUGGGCCGGGCGAGACGGGAUUGCUGACCAAGGACGAGCUGUGUGAUAUCUUCCGCUACAAGCAUGCAACCGCCAAACGUUGCAUCCCCUUUCGCACCACGCCCCGCGCGGCGCAAACCCGCCGCAUGGCCCCGUAUCGCGCUCCUCAGUUUUCCACUCGGCUCUCGCGAACGCAGCCGUAUACGCCGCGCUACUCACCUUGAAAUCGCUUUUAAUUAGUCGGCAGAAUGUUUUUUUCUAAGCUUUCUAAUCAGUGUCGAUUUAACUGAAGUGUGUGGAAUUGCUGGUUUGCUAUCUUCUGUGUGUGGUAUUGACCGAUGGUUUCGUACCUUCUGUUCACAAUGAAGGCUCUUUGAACGCUUUGAAUUUAUCGAUUUCUAAUGAAAAGUUACUAAUUUUUGCAUACAACAUCUGAUUUCUGAACGAUGCUGUAGGUCGAGAUGAUACCUUCUAUACAUGCGGAAUUCUGUUUGUGUUCUUCGGUGGUAAGAUUUGACAAAAAUUUUGAAAUAAAGCGACUGCUUGG
Paramacrobiotus metropolitanus is the source of this 1643-nucleotide messenger RNA. Its product is annotated as BTB/POZ domain-containing protein 1-like. The record is from RefSeq and is a predicted model, not a curated record. The transcript has 6 exons. The coding region runs from base 352 to 1320 and encodes 322 amino acids. Gene Ontology annotation, cellular component: cytosol. Gene Ontology annotation, biological process: neurogenesis. Lineage: Eukaryota; Metazoa; Tardigrada; Eutardigrada; Parachela; Macrobiotidae. Gene Ontology annotation, molecular function: protein binding.